UUUUAAGAUCCAAGAUCAUUGAACAAACAUCAACCAUGGUUGGGUGGAAAGUUCGACAGAUGACAAGACGAUUUACAUCGUUAGAUGUAUUAAAUUGACUUUGAAUUUAAUUUCAUAUUUUUUAAAAAUCUACAUAAAUAUUGAAGAAAAUUUCUGAAAAUAUGGGAUUGAACCCAGAUGCCUUGGGUUCUUUUGAACAAGUGUGCCCACUGGAGUGAUUAUGUUUUAAUAUAUAAUAAAGAACAUUCUGAAAUAAGCUUUCAAAACAUGCGCCAACACCAUACUACCCCUUAAGCAAUUGUGAUGCUAACGCCAUAUCUAUAGAAUUGUAAUCUGCAAAAAGUUUUUGUUUUGAUAUUUGACAAAUCAAAAAUCAAAUUUAUGUAACGAAAAUCAAUUAAAAUUCAGUACUUCAUUAAUUACAUUUAACAAUUUCUUUAUUUAUACUUUUCACUGGUAUAUUAUUAUCCAAAAUCAUACAAAUAAAUCCACAACACUUACAAUAGUAUUCCAAAUACUCAUUUUUAUAUGCAAAUUUAACGACAAAGUUCUUUAAGAAAUUUCAUGUUGACAGCAUCAGCUAAAAAUAAAUUAUCGUUUAUUGACCCGAUUUGACAUUGUCAUAAAAAAAUUAUUGUUUAAAAGUUUCAUUUUUUCAUAACAAAAUUUCAUAUUUCUUGUUCGUAAUCGACAUUUCUAUAUGUACUUUAAAACAAUAAGUUUUUUUGAUUUGAAUGACAAAUUGGGUUCCGGAUAUUUCUUAUUCUUACUGGGAAAUUAAAGGUAAUAUAAUUCUGCAUAUAACGUCUGUUUUUUUAUUUGUCACCAAUUGUUUAUUAAAUCUUUAAACUUUAAAUUUUAUCAAAUUAAAAUUUAACAUUUUUUUACCUUAAUGUUACUGUAAUUUUAGUAAUAUUACAAAGUCAUUAGGAUUUCUCUUGAACGAAUAUGGAUCCCCUGAAGACAACUAUGACCCGAUGCCCACAAGGAAUGUAUGUUGAAUAGUAAGUAUUUCUAAAUACAUUAUUAGAUUCAAACAAGUUGUACAGCUAGACUUCUAUUACCUCGACAAUUUUGAGUAGUGAAAUAUAUGUAUAAAUACAUUAUGCCAAAAUAUACGCGUUUACUCCAAAGUACAUAAAAUAUGUUUACCAUUAUUUUCUUUAAUAUUCAUUUUAAAUGAUUCGAGACUACAAAAGAAACUUCUCGUCUACCAUGUGAACGCUUUGUCACGAAAGUGUAUUUUAAUUUAUUUUGAUAUCUGUAUAAUAGCAUUAACAAUACUACACUGAAACACAACGAUUAAUUUUGUAGGACAUUUAAGAGUUAGACAAAAAGUAACUUCGCAUUUAGUUCUUCUCUGUUAUACAGAAUAUUUCUUGAAUAAAUAACUAGGAAUUGGGAACAUCAACUGUCAUUAUUUUACAUUAUCACCAACAUGAUGCCGCGAAAAAUUCUUAAAGCAAAAAAAUCAAACAACUUAGCUAAAACACUCGAAUAUCAAAGGAAACAACAACUCUAUAAAGACUUUUAUAAUUUGCAAUACGAUAUUAAGAGUAAAGGCGAAAAUAAUGAAAAAGUCUACAGUAAUGAUGACAAAGAUAUAAGAAACACAUCCGAUGAAAAAAGUAAUAAUAACACAGAUAGCGACAGUGACAAUGCUGAUGUUGAUAGUGAUAUAUGUAAUACUACUGAUGAUGAUAAUGUCAAUGACAUAUUUCGUCACGUAAACCAAAAUCAAGAAACACUGAUGCAAAAUUUGGAAGUAUUGCAACGUUUCGUUACAACUCAAAUCAAGAUUCCCAAUGAUAGCACUCCAGAAUUACAGUUUACAAAGGAUGAAAUUUUACACGAGUUUCCUUACAUGGCACCGCUUUUAAAAAAUGGGAUUUUUGAAACUUUAUCGGCUAAAAAACCAUCACGCCUAUUUGUUUCGAUUCAUCGCCGCAAAACUACAUCACGAUACAUUCUGAAUAUUGCAAAAAUUUUCCAACUACAUCAAUUAGAGUAUGUGGCUUUAGAUUCGUUGUCUUUUACGAAACUUAUCUCCACUCAACAACAGCAAUCUCAGUACGAUCAUAGCGGUGUUGUUUUUAUUCAUAUCAUGCUAGUCUAUGUACUGUAUGCAUUGUUUUGUAACAAGUUUAAAAUUUUUGGCGUCAUUGAGUGUGAGAACGCAUUUGCAGGCCAACAAUUGCGACAACAAAUUAAAAUUCAUUAUCCGAUGCUGUCACAAAUUAUCGAAAGUUACAUCUACUUUAUGUAGCACCUAACGCAAGCGUUGCCUAUAGGUCUCUUCAUCACUCACCGGGAUCAUUAUCUCCUCCGGGUAUGGUAAGCAGGACCCUAAGUUAAAAAUGUCUUUUAAAAUUUGAAUAAGUAAAUUAUAAGCUCGGUUAAUCAGACCAAUGAUAAGAAAAGGACAUCAAACGACUCUCUAUACUUCCAAAUAUAUACUUUCCCUACACAUGACAAAUUUCAUAGAGUAAGUGAAACACUUCGUUACACUCUAAGUUCAGGACACAUAAGUCGAUAACAAUAUAAAAGGGAAAUCUCUCUUUAAUAUUUAAACCACAUGCCGUUGUAUAGUUGAUAUAAAUUUCUACUCGUUAUCACAAUUAAUUAAUGUUGUUAAUUUGAACAAUGAUUGUUAACUAAAUGUCAAUCUUUCGACGUCUUAGAUGUUUGGCAGUAAUUUAAUUGUUAUAACACAAAUGUUUAAUAGUAAUUUAAUUGUUAUAAUUUUCCAUAUUCUACUCCAGCACUC
Molecule: messenger RNA, 2767 nt
Organism: Leptopilina heterotoma
Lineage: Eukaryota; Metazoa; Arthropoda; Insecta; Hymenoptera; Figitidae
Exons: 2
Coding region: 1439-2266 (275 amino acids)
Source: RefSeq, a predicted model, not a curated record